Messenger RNA from Penaeus indicus, 2134 nucleotides. Its product is annotated as leucine-rich melanocyte differentiation-associated protein-like. The coding region runs from base 1 to 885 and encodes 294 amino acids. The transcript has 8 exons. Gene Ontology annotation, biological process: melanocyte differentiation. Gene Ontology annotation, molecular function: protein binding. The record is from RefSeq and is a predicted model, not a curated record. Lineage: Eukaryota; Metazoa; Arthropoda; Malacostraca; Decapoda; Penaeidae.
AUGCUGGCAUGCGCAGACACCCUGGCUGAUUACACCAAACCUAACACACGUCGGGCGGGCCCUGAUAAAAGGCCGAAUGAGCACAGCCGCCUCAGUAGCUGCUUAGAGGCACGGGGAACAGGCCCUUUGAUUCUGCAUCGGCUGGAAGCAACUGUUAUUCCGUUAUGUUUCGUUGGACAAGACUGCCAGAGGAUUCCCAGCAUUCUCGGCGCGACCUACGGACUUCAGACCAAGCGAUUGGACCUUUCCUACAAUGCUAUAAGAUCCCUGGAAGGCUUAGAGAAAUUCCCAUAUUUAGAGGAACUUGUGCUGGACAACAACUACAUAGAUGACAGUGUGAUGAUUCCUUACCUGGAUACUCUGCACACGCUUUCACUCAACAAGAAUAAGGUGACCAAUCUCGACAAACUACUGGACCAGGUGAGUGUCCAGCUGCCCAAUCUGCGUUACCUGAGUCUCCUUGGCAACGUGGCCUGCCCUGACCAGCUCUCCUCCUCAGACAUGGACGAGAGAGACUACAAGAGAUAUAGACUGUACGUCCUACACCGACUCCCGUCCCUGAAAUUCCUGGAUUCGACGGGCGUGAGGAGAAGCGAGCUGCGGGAGGCGAGGAAGCGAGGGGCGCUGACGAAGGUGAUUCGGCCGGGGCUGGAGUCCGCACAAAAUUCUUUGGGCACAGGCGGGGACGCGCAGGUGACCCCUGUAGAGACUAGCAUGAGAGCCAAGAGAAUGAACGGGGAAAGCAAGAAUGGCACAACAAUCAAGCGAGAGAAUUCGGACACGCCUUCGCACCCACAGCAUACAGGUGCGUACGGAAUCCGUCGGUACAAAUAUGUCGGACAUAAUUCAGAGGGAAACCGCUUCAUCCGUAACGAACAUCUCUGAGAGGAGUUCACCGGUGUCUUCGGCCUCGUCGGCGUCCCAUUACCAAGACGAACUCACGGCCUCUCAGUCAAGUCAGAGGCUCGUGCUGGUGGGGGAGAUGAGCCUCUGAGCCUCUGGGAGGACUGGGAGGAAGAUGAAGAGGAAAAAAGGGAUAUGGUGGAGGUUAUGUUUGUCGAGAAAGGAAGAUUUGAAAUAUAAAAAAGAAACGCUUUUUGAAUUCAUGUGGUGUGAAAGAAGAAGGAACGGUGGUUCGAGGGAGAUUGUGUGUUUGUUGAGAAGGGGGAAUUUUGACCUAAAAAAAAAAAAACGCUUUUGAACUCUGGUAUGAGAUUUUCUAUUUGUAUGUGUGGUUUGGUGUAGAUAUGUUUGUCAGGAGAGAUAUUUUGAAGUUUUUUCUUCAAAAUUUCUCGCCUGACAAACAUAUCUACACCAAACCACAACUUUUUCAAGUAAUGUUGUGUGUGAUUUUAUUUUAUGUGCAUAAGAGAGUGAUUUUCUUUUCCCCGAACCCAUAGGAUUGAAAAUAUCUAGAAAUGUCUGAAAUGUGAAUGUUUCUGAAUGUAUAUAUAUAAGAAACGGAACUGGUCAGUGUACAGUCAUGGACAUCCAAAACCUCGCACAGAGAACGUCAUGUGAGUUAGUAACACAUGAUGUUAGGUUAAGAGGAUGUUGAAGUCUAGCCCAAGAGGAGAAGUGUGUAUUGGGGUAAAAAAAAAGAGACUGGUGUGAUGUAUUGCCAGGAGAAUGGGUUAAGGUGAGCAGUUGUAAUGGAAAACGAGUGAAUAGCAAGUGUUUUGUUCGUGAAUGUUGAUAUAUGUUUUAAGAUGAAAUGUUUGAGUCUUCGCUAAAAUCUCUCUUCGGUAUGUAGUGUGAGUACACUGCAUGAAACUGCAAAAUAGGUUCAAAGGAGGAGAAGAAGAGAAAGAAGAAGAAGGGAAAAAAGAGGAAGAAGAAGAAGAAGAAGCGGUAGACGAAGAAGAAGAAGAAGCAGUAGACGAAAAAGGAGGAGUAGACGAAGAAGAAGAAGAAGGAGUAGACGAAGACGUAGAAGAAGUAGUAGAAGAAAAAGAAGUAGAAACAGAAGUAUUAGUAGUAGAAGCAAAAGCAUCAACAACAAAAACAACAAACACACCAUUAACCCUAAGGCGGACCCGAAAUUCCACAUCUUCGAAUCAUGAGGCAGAAUAUGCUUUUUUUAGUCUCCCUAAAAAUCAAUAUAACGCACGAAAGUUUUACAAUAAGUCACACA